AUCGUACUUAUCUCUCCCGGUUUAUCCCUCGUUCCUUCUCUGCAUCUCGGGACUUCUUUCGCUGCUCUCUCUCUCUCCGAGCACAGCUGGGGGUGGUGUUCACGGUAGGCAGCAGCGCACUGCGCACGGGCGCAGUGGUGAGGCGCCUAAGGGAGAGUGGCAGUAGUGACGCCUGGCGCCGGUGCAGGAGUGCAAGGGAGACGGUGGCGGCAGCGGCUCGUGUCGACGGCCGGAGCCCGGAGGCAGCGGGGCGGCGGAGGCGUCAGUGUACGCGGGCGGGGCGGAGGAGGCACUGAAGCAGCUCGCGGCGGCGGGCUUGAGCCAGCGUUGCGGCACUCUCGGGCCGGUGGCUUCGGGAGUUGGGAGGCACUGGCCUGUGCAAGAAGGGCUUCCGAGAAGAAACGGUAGAAGAGAAGUUGGGGAUACGAAUGUUUUUUAUCGAGUCCUUGUUUAUCCGGUAGGAGAGGGAUUCGGAGAUUUCAAGAAUCUGGCUCUUAAUUUUUUCUUGUAAUCUCUCUCUUUAUCCCUACCGUUUGGAAGACAUCGUGAUUUUUUAAUCGCGAUUUUCAGAAUCCACAGGGAUUCAAAGUUCAAACGGGGUCCAAACCUUCCCGACUUCCAGUACAGUCUUCCUCAGACGAGGCCGCAAGACAGGAGGAGACAACGCCGAGGCAGCCAGCUAGGGCGCGGUCAACCGCAGUAAGCCAAUAAGCAAUGCAGUAGUGGGCGCAGCUCCGGAGGAGUGGAAUGACGGCGCCACCGAAUGCUAGCAUGGGACCGCUCAGUUUGGGUGGCUGCGGGGCUCUCCUCUCCACUCCUCAGCCUAAUUCGUGGCAUUGCCGCGGGUUCUCGAUUCCUGAGAGGAGCGUCUUUAUGUUGCCACUGCGCCGGGGUUUGUCAAGGAAGAGGGGCUGGGUUCUUGAUUCAAGAAGUAACGGUGCUGUGGCUCGUGAUGAGGUCGGUGCCGGGUCGUCAGAGCUUCGGCACAUCGAGAAGGAGCUGACGUUCAGCCCGACUUUCACUGACUAUGUUAAAAUCAUGGAGUCGGUGAAGUUGGACAGGAGCAAGAAUUUACAUGGCGCCGAUGGCCAGAGUUUGAGGAGAAGGUUCGCGGGUGAUGGCCGACAAAGGAAUAGGAGGUCUGGUGAUGCAAGGAAUAAAUCAUUUGAAAGGAAUCAGGGGCCUCAGAGGGACUUGGCGAAGGAUGAGAAUCAGAAGGAUGUUACAGGCUUUGUGGAUAAAAGAGCAACUGGUCAUGUAAAAAGUAGCAAUCGCAGGCAAGGGGAGGUUGAAGACUAUGCACAGAGAAGAAUAAUUCGUGGUGGUACAAGAGGAAAUGGAGACAAUGGGCAGUUCUCAUCACCUGUGAAGGCUAAAGAUACUAGGGGUAGUAUGUCUGUUCAUAGGUUGGUGACGAACAAACAGACUCAGUCAGUUGCAGGGAACGAUUUACAAGGGCGAGCAACUUAUACUCCAUCUCGGACUUCUGCCCUUCCAAAUAGCAGUAUUCCAUCAAAGAAUGCUAAGGUUCAAAUGAGAAAAUACGACUAUACUAUGACAAGUAGCAGAAUAGACUUAAAAUAUCCUAGAGAGACAUUUCCCAAUACUGAGGUCAACGCUGACAGUAAUGUUCAAAGAAAUCAGCAAAGAGUGGAGACCUUAGGGAGAAACUUUGUAGUACGUAGGUUUGGGGAGAUUGGCACCGACUCUAAGAAGUCUACCGUAAGCAAAAUUUAUGGGAGUACACAGGCAAUGCCUGAGCAUGAUAGCCAUUCAAGUGAUAAUUUGGAGAGUGAUGAACGUAGGACAGUUCAAUUGCAUAGAGGAGCAAAUGUUAAAAUGGGGAAAUUUGUUAGUAGGGAUGCUGAAACUACAGAUUUUGAUGAUAGAGCUGCUUUCAAAACUUUUGAGGUAUUUACUGAUGUCAGGAAUAGGCCACGGAUCCUUCGAAUGGAAAUGGAAGAGAGAAUCCAGAAGUUAGCUAGUCGGCUCAAUGCUACAGAUGUAAAUACUCCAGAGUGGAAAUUCUCCAAAAUGAUUCAUGAUGCAAAAAUUAAAUUCUCUGAUCAUUCUAUCCUAAGGAUUGUUCAAAUGUUGGGUCGAUAUGGAAAUUGGAAAUGUGUUUUGCAAGUGGUUGAAUGGCUCCAGUCACAUGAAAGGUUCAAAUCCUACAAGAGCAGGUAUAUUUACACAACAGUUCUCGAUGUUCUAGGGAAGGCAAAGAGACCAUUCGAGGCGUUGAAUGUAUUUUAUACCAUGCAGAACCAAUUGUCAUCUUAUCCUGACAUGGCAGCUUAUCAUUGUAUUGCUGUUACUCUUGGGCAAGCUGGUCUUAUAAAAGAAUUAUUUGAUGUGAUUGAUUGCAUGUGUUCUCCUCCUAGGAAGAAGUUCAAAUUGAGCCCUCUUCAGAAUUGGGAUCCUCGCUUGGAACCAGACCUUAUUGUAUACAAUGCAGUUUUGAAUGCUUGUGUGCAACAAAAGCAAUGGGAAGGGGCAUUUUGGGUACUGCAACAGUUGAAAGAGAAGAACAUUUGUCCAACAAAUUCAACAUAUGGUCUUGUUAUGGAGGUAAUGCUUGUCUGUGGAAAGUACAAUUUGGUUUAUGAGUUCUUCAAUAAGGUGGAUAAAUCAUCAAUACCUGGUGCUCUGAACUAUAAAGUUCUUGUAAAUGCACUUUGGAGAGAAGGAAAGAUUGAUGAAGCAGUGAUGGCUGUGAAGGAUAUGGAAAGUCGUGGAAUUGUUGGUUCUGCUAGUCUGUAUUAUGACCUAGCUCGAUGCCUUUGCAGUGGUGGACGGUGCAAAGAAGCACUUCUCCAGGUUGAAAAGAUAUGCAAGGUUGCCAACAAACCGCUGGUUGUUACCUACACAGGACUCAUUCAGACUUGCAUAGACAAUGGUGGCAUGGAAGAUGCUAAAUACAUAUUCAACCACAUGUGCAACUACUGUUCACCUAAUUCUGUUACUUGCAACAUCAUGAUGAAGUCAUAUAUUAAACAUGGAAUGCUUGAAGACGCGAAAGACCUGCUCCAUGAUAUUCUGAAUUGCAGGAUAAGGAGUAAAGCGGAUUCUAAUCAAGUGGCAACCGCUGACAAGUUUACUUUCAAUACUUUCAUGGAGGCCUGUGCUGCAGCAAAAAGGUGGAAUGACUUCGAGUAUGCGUUUCGUGAGAUGUUAUUGAAUGGGUACCAUUUCGAUGAGCGAAGACACCUUCGGAUGGUACUUGACGCUUUUAGGCAUGGGAAGGAACAGCUGUUGGAUGAUCUAUGGCACUACCUGUGCCGUCACAGCCGUGUCCCGCCCUCCCCUGUCAUAAUGGAAAGAUUCUGCCUAAAACUGAUGCAGGGAGAUACACUGGCGGCGAUCUCCUGCGUCAGCAGCUUCCAUGAGGGCAAGAUAUGCAACGUCUCCUCCAUGUCAUGGCUCAAUCUGCUGAGCCGCAAUGCAGAUAGGCUGAAGGAGGAGCAUGUUACCAAGUUAGCUCAUGAACUCAACAGCCUCAUUAGCUUGAGGAGUUCCUCUGAUAGCAUUAGUCUUAGCCUGUACCAAAAAAUUAUUAGUAGCUGUACGGCAUUCCUCUCUGGAGCCACAGUUGUAGAAAAGGCACCUUCUGGCCAAUAGGUGGUGUUACAGAAAUUAUAAUAACCACAGUUAGUAAAUUCUAGUACUCCAAAUCAUAAUUACCACGACUGAUGGAGUGUAUUGCAUUCAACGUUUGGUUAUCGGUACAAAGUUAGAAAUGGAAAAUUUUCACGUAAGGAAUUAGUUCUUUUUUUAGUAUAAUACAAAGGCUGAUUUGGGAGCAUAAGCGAUAAAGCUUGCUUUGUUUGAUUAAUUUUAUACUGGUUACUUUCAAAUUCACAAGUCAUAAUACCAUGAGCAUCAUUUAUUGA
This is a messenger RNA of Zea mays, 3890 nucleotides long. Its product is annotated as pentatricopeptide repeat-containing protein At1g30610, chloroplastic. Gene Ontology annotation, cellular component: chloroplast. Gene Ontology annotation, biological process: chloroplast organization. Lineage: Eukaryota; Viridiplantae; Streptophyta; Magnoliopsida; Poales; Poaceae. Gene Ontology annotation, molecular function: protein binding. The coding region runs from base 748 to 3618 and encodes 956 amino acids. The record is from RefSeq and is a predicted model, not a curated record. The transcript has 10 exons.